AUGCCAACAGAUGGGAAUGCAAAAGAAGCUGCCCUCCAGGUCAUCGUUCUGUGCCCCUUUACUUGCUCGAGGAUCAUCCAACUCUUCACAGCACGGACUAACAGCGACCAGGGUUCCGGUGGUGGACCUAUCGAGUCAAAUACGACAUCCUUCCUAGUUCGCUCCGUGUCGCAAGACUGGCGCAAGGGCUCGGUCAUUGGCGUCGACGCAGGCGUGCACCUUUCCGUCAUUGUUCGCAUCCUCAGGGAAACCCUGCCUUCGCCUCUGCCAUCAUCACCGUACACCGUUACAAAAGGCCCCUUUGCCGGUCUCUCGCUGCCGUACAAAACGCCCGAAGCCAAUGCGGGGUACAUCACCAGCUCACUCGUCGAGGCCUAUCUCAUCACCCAUCCCCAUCUCGACCACAUUGCCGGCUUUGUUGUGAACACGGCUGGGCCCCCAGGCGCACGACCCAAGAAGCUCGCUGGACUGCCAAGCACCAUCAAUGCUUUCAAAACUCACAUCUUCAACAAUGUCAUCUGGCCGAACCUUAGCGACGAAAGCAACGGGGCUGGGCUGGUCACGUACUUGCGACUGGUGGAGGGGGGAUCGCCUGCGUUAGGGGAUGGCGAAGGCAAGGGGUACUCUGAAAUCUGCGACGGUCUGCUCGUCAAGAUAUGGGGCGUGAGCCACGGGCAUUGCAUGGAGAAGCAUAGUCACCGUGGUUCGGUGUCGAGUGCCUCGGGUCACGAAACCGCGACAUUUGCAACACCACGGAGAGAAACGCGCGGCUCGCAUGCGACACAGAGACGACAAAGCCUGCUCAGCCACUCAAGCUUUGGUGGUGGCUCCCCUGGUGUCGAAUCUGAGCAGUACUGCGUGUAUGACUCCAGCGCAUACUUCAUCCAAGACGAGGCGCGACGGCGAGAGGUCCUGAUAUUUGGCGAUGUCGAGCCGGACAGCAUCUCUCUGUCGCCGAGGAAUCUGCACAUAUGGCAGGAGGCUGCACCCAGGAUCGUGUCGGGCAGCCUGGCGGCGAUCUUUAUUGAGUGCAGCUACGAUGACAGCCGAAGCAAUGACCGCCUGUUUGGCCAUCUCAAGCCCGUCUUCGUGAUGGAGGAGCUCCGAGUGCUGGCUGCCGAGGUAGCGGCGGCGAGGAGAACGCAACACAUCCAGCAAGAGCCUAGCAAGAAGCGCAAACGUAUGGGCCACGAAGGGCCCGUGUCUCGCCUUGUGCCCAGACAUGCUUCAGGCGGCGAGUCGACUUCGCCAAAGUCUUCGAGUGAGUUGGGAGGCAGCAGUGAGCAGCGGAGCAGCAGCAGGAGACGGAGAUUGGAACACACUGAGCAGCCUGAGCUGGUGCAUCCACUUGCAGCGCAAGAUGGCAUCAUGUGUCCGCCUUGUUCCGCCCCUGAGUCGAAGAGGCUGUUGGUAGGGCUCAAGGUCAUCAUCAUUCACGUGAAGGAGAAGAUGAUAGACGAGCCUGACGUCGGUGAGACGAUACUCGAAGAGCUUCUAGCACACGAGAAGGAGAUGCAACUGGGCUGCGAGUUCCACAUUGCGAAAUCGGGUCAAAGCUUCUAUUUCUGA
Emericellopsis cladophorae is the source of this 1569-nucleotide messenger RNA. RefSeq names its product putative Cyclic-AMP phosphodiesterase. Bases 1 to 1569 code for a protein of 522 amino acids. Gene Ontology annotation, biological process: cAMP catabolic process; negative regulation of glucose mediated signaling pathway; cGMP catabolic process. Gene Ontology annotation, molecular function: 3',5'-cyclic-GMP phosphodiesterase activity; 3',5'-cyclic-AMP phosphodiesterase activity. The transcript is spliced from 2 exons. NCBI's taxonomy places the organism in Eukaryota, Fungi, Ascomycota, Sordariomycetes, Hypocreales, Bionectriaceae. The record is from RefSeq and is a predicted model, not a curated record.